Molecule: messenger RNA, 1191 nt
Organism: Capronia epimyces CBS 606.96
Lineage: Eukaryota; Fungi; Ascomycota; Eurotiomycetes; Chaetothyriales; Herpotrichiellaceae
Exons: 1
Coding region: 1-1191 (396 amino acids)
Source: RefSeq, a predicted model, not a curated record
AUGGCCCAACCACCUCCACCUCCACCUCCACAUCCAUCAUCAGCAUCUUCUUCUUCAUCUCUCAGCAACCUCAUCCGUCUCACUCCGCUCCAAAUCGCCGACUUACCUGGCCAUGCGGAUCUGCCGCCGCCGCCGGACUCGUCGAAUGGACGUAGCUCCGAACGGCCGGCUCUUGGGGCUUUUCUGACGGCGUUGCUUGAUGACGGCGCCGCGUUUCUCGAACCAUCCACAUUCUCCAGCCGGUUCAAGCAUCUGUCAAAGAAGAAGAGCGCACCUUCUGCGGCGCCCGUCGAGGUUUUGAGCCAUUCGAUUCCGGCGUCGGCGAUCAAGCGGGUCCAGUGGUCUUCAUCUAGUGGCGGUCCUGGGGGAGAUUCAACGCCUACCGGUGUUGAUGCUGGCUCUGGUGCUGGUGAUGGUAUUGCAAACACUUCACCUCGACAGAUUUCACGCGUGUCGCGCAGCCCCCCACCAUCUUCCACCCUGGACGCAGAAUAUUGGAUCGCACGUCGGAGCGUGCACCGAGACAUAUCGAGCAAAGACGCUACGCAGCCCGGGCACGCGUCUUGGGACGAGUUCGUGUACGGCCUACGUGACAACCACAGCAAGCACGAAGCCGACUUCACCCCGACUCUGUACGAUGCGCAUCGCGUGGCCGAUUGGACGGACAUGCUGCACCAGGCCCAGGUCCAAGAGACGCUUAUGGCGAAAGGAUACACGGCCUGCAGUCUGGGCGUGUUCGAGAUGUGUCAUGCCAUUCCGCCACCGUUGAGUCCUCGCUGUUUCGCCGUGGUGGUGGCCACGGCCAACCUGGACGAGGACUCGUUCAUCGCAGUUACGGUUCCGGUCGACCUGACCUCGACUUCUGGCAACGGUCCACUCUCUACGGCUCUCUACAGCACCGGUCGCAACGUGCAUGAAGGAGCCACACCGCAGCAGCGCAAGCGGGUUGUCGCGGGCGUGUAUGCCGCCGUGGAGACGGUGAGGCGUAGGCGUCGGCGGGACAAGGCCGAGCGCGAAACCGAAGCCGAGAUAGAAUGGGUCAUGGCCACCACCAGCGAUGCAAAAGGUUCUCUUCCUCUGUGGGUGCAAAAGCUGAGCGUCCCUGGUGCGGUGGCCAAGGAUGUGGGAUAUUUCCUCAAGUGGAUUCGGGGGGUCGACGAUGGAGAGAUCAACAAGCAGCCACGGCAGUAG